Messenger RNA from Parastagonospora nodorum SN15, 420 nucleotides. RefSeq lists its product as hypothetical. NCBI's taxonomy places the organism in Eukaryota, Fungi, Ascomycota, Dothideomycetes, Pleosporales, Phaeosphaeriaceae. The coding region runs from base 1 to 420 and encodes 139 amino acids. The record is from RefSeq and is a predicted model, not a curated record. The transcript has 2 exons.
AUGCCUACCUCCCACAUCUCCACCCCCCUCAACGGCGUCCCCGCCGCCACUGUUAUCGCCGCUCUUCACAACCACGACCUAAUGAUCAAAACCCUCUGUCCAGCACUCAUAAGCUACCACUUCGAGUCCGGCGACAAGGCCACAUCAGCGACAUACUCCAUCACCGACCGCAAGCCCAUCGGCCAGACAACAUAUAAGCUAGCCCUCACGAACGUCUCCUCCGGCGUCGAUUCCCUUGUCAACGCCAAGCCGCCUGUCGGCGUCCUCACUAUUUCGGGCAAGUGGCGCGUUGAAGGCGGACAGUUGAGUGAGGAAGUGGAUAUCGAUGCGAAUUUCAUGAUGAAGAAGGUGGCGAAGUUGAACGUGGAGAAGACGCAUCCGGAACAGCAUGUUAAGCUGUUGGAGGCUGCGCUGGCUUAG